Molecule: messenger RNA, 1612 nt
Organism: Saimiri boliviensis boliviensis (Bolivian squirrel monkey)
Lineage: Eukaryota; Metazoa; Chordata; Mammalia; Primates; Cebidae
Source: RefSeq, a predicted model, not a curated record
GCUCCUUCCACAGGAAGCUACACCGACAGAAACUCCAGGAUGCUUUUUCUCUUUCUGCUGGGCACAGUGUUUCUGUUAUGCCCAUAUUCAUGUGAAUUUCGUGGCUCUCUAAAAGACACUAGACUACUGUGUUAUAAAUGUAAAAUAUAUCACCUCGGGUUAUGCUAUGAUGUCAUGUCGUCCUGCUCUCUGAAGCGUAAGCAGUCUUGUGCAGUUGAGAACUUUUACGUACUUACAAGCAAAGGACAGAGCAUGUAUCAUUAUUCAAAACUGUCGUGUAUGACCAACUGUGAGGACAUCAACUUCUUGGGGUUCGAAAAGAGGACAGAGCUCAUCUGUUGUAAUGAUAGCAACUUUUGCAACCUCCCCGAUGGGCUUUAGUUCUACAUCUCUCCUUUUCAACCCACUACCCCCUUUUUCUCUUCCUCUGAACCUGAAUUUUGUUUGCUCUCCUCUUCCAUGCAAUGGUAGAGGGAGAAAACCAGCUGGUAGUGAAAAGACAAGCAGGCAUACAGAGACGCAUUGUGGGCAGCAGAGCCUGAUGAUGGAGCACUAGACUCACUCUUUGCACAUCCCUGUCUCUCACAGGUGGCAGGGGGUUUCCUUUCCUUAUGUGAUACUGCCGUGAAUAAACUCAGACUUGAUCAUUUAUUAUCUCCUGUAUAAAAAUGUAAACACUUGGGCCAAAAUAAUCCCCAAUUUGCACUGAGAAUUCUGUGACUAUCCUUUAUCCUCAUCUACACACACUCCUGUUGGUUGGGAUUCUCUUUAGAUUAGCCCUGACACUUUCUGGCACUGUCCUUUUUUGCCCAUGGGUUUUGGAGAGGGCUAAUCCCAGCUUCACAGUGUGUUGGUAGCCUGGGCCAAGUCUUUCUCUGAUCGAAUUCUUGGGGGAAUCUCAGGGCAGAAGAAAACUGGACAGACAUAGGGAUGAGGCAUCAAAGAAAAUUUCAGGGAGCAUUUCAGUUGGUAAAAACAGAUUUGAGAGAUAACUUGAUGUGGGUGGAAGUGGCUUGAAUUAUCAUUGCCUUGGCUGGCCAGGCAGCCUUGGGCACAUGGUUGAACUAGGUGAUUGGAUUGGAACGGAGUGUUUUUUAAGGAUGGCUAGUCAUGCCUUUCUCAUGGGAAUGAGGGAAAAAAAUGCUGAUAAUGUGGCAGGUGGCAUGGUAGUUAAAGAUCAUAGGAUGUAAAUAGAUAACAUGAGGCAGUGCUGAAGUAACAGAGCACCCUGUGUAAGAGAAAGUUAUAAGCACACAGAAAGUGUGAGAAAGGUAGCACAUAGGUAACAGUGGUGGGAAGGGAAACAGGCAGACACAGAAGGAAACAGAUAGGAAGAGAAACCGAGUAGCAUUGACGUUAGAGCACUCCUGUGGCCAAGAUGGCACGUUUUCCUUGAAUACAAACUAACCCUGGCAUUUCUGUCCUUAUGAAGCUGACUGCACUUAAAACCUAGAUGACGGAUUGAUAAGUGCAGCAAACCACCAUGGCACAUAUAUACCAAUGUAACAAAUCUGCACAUUCUGUAUAUGUAUCCCAGAACUUAAAGUAAAAUUAAAAAUAAAUAAAUAAAAGAAAGCCAGAAAAAGUUGGCCAAAAAAUCUGAACAGAAAAA